AGUCACAUAGAUUUGAGUUUUAAAUUCGGUUUUCUUUAUUGAAGUAGAGAAUUUAUCUUGAAGAAUGACUCCAUUUUUGCUAAUAAUUGGUUUUAUAUUCCAGAAUGAAGUGAUCAAGCCUACAAUUGAUGGAUUUUUGAGCCUCAUAAGAUCAUGUGCUAAAGCAAAAACUGUUAAGAGAAUAGUGUUCACUUCCUCUGCUGGAACUGUAAACGUUGAAGAACACCAAAAAUCAGUCUAUGAUGAAACCGACUAUAGUGACAUGGAUUUCAUAUAUUCCAAGAAAAUGACUGGAUGGAUGUAUUUUGUUUCCAAAAUUUUGGCGGAGAAAGCUGCGUUGGAAGCAGCUAAAGAGAACAAUAUUGGUUUCAUUAGCAUUAUACCAACAUUAGUAGUUGGUCCAUUCAUCACGCCAACCUUACCACCAAGCCUAAUUACUGCUCUUUCGCCAAUCACUGGGAAUGAAGCACACUACUCGAUCAUUGCGCAAGGUCAGUAUGUGCAUUUGGAUGAUCUAUGUGCGGCUGAAAUAUUCUUGUAUGAGUGUCCUAAUGCUGAGGGAAGAUUUAUUUGCUCUUCUCAUGAUGCAACCAUUUAUGAUUUGGCAAAAAUGGUUCGAGAGAAAUGGCCUGAAUAUGAUGUCCCUACCGUGUUUGACGGCAUUGAUAAGGACAUAGAAGUGGUGAGUUUCUCCUCCAAGAAGCUGAUAGAAAUAGGUUUUACUUUCAAGUACACAUGGGAAGACAUGUACACAGGAGCUAUUGAAACAUGCAGAGAGAAGGGAAUGCAGCCAUAUUCCACUAUAAACCAACCCAAGGAAUGAGACAAGGAGUUGCUUCUCGAUUCCGAGAAAUUCCAUGCCCAUGAUCAAGAGAAUGAUACAAAUGGCAGGGUGUAGAAUAUAACAAAAAAGGUCUUCUUUUUCUGCUUUGUUUGUUGCCCCGAUGUGUUUUUGGGUGAAGAUCAUGUGUGGUUUACUUUGGAAAAAUGGUUUAAGUGCAACUUUGAGCUCAUACUUGAUUGAUUGGGAUCCAUACUCUGAUUUAAUGGGAUAAGACAUUUACCUGCUAUUUUCUGAGAUGAUUAACAUGAUAUAUUUAUUUGUUGAA
Molecule: messenger RNA, 1109 nt
Organism: Olea europaea var. sylvestris
Lineage: Eukaryota; Viridiplantae; Streptophyta; Magnoliopsida; Lamiales; Oleaceae
Product: dihydroflavonol 4-reductase
Exons: 4
Coding region: 65-823 (252 amino acids)
Biological process (GO): anthocyanin-containing compound biosynthetic process
Molecular function (GO): dihydroflavanol 4-reductase activity
Source: RefSeq, a predicted model, not a curated record